Phytophthora sojae is the source of this 213-nucleotide messenger RNA. RefSeq lists its product as hypothetical. The record is from RefSeq and is a predicted model, not a curated record. The transcript has a single exon. The annotation marks the transcript as partial. Lineage: Eukaryota; Oomycota; Peronosporomycetes; Peronosporales; Peronosporaceae.
GGCGGGAAGCAGUGCACGCAUCCUGGGUGCACUAACAAGGCUCAAUCCAGGGACAAAUGCCGGACUCACACCAAAGGAGGCAGGUGUUCGUUUUCUGGAUGCGACAAGCAGGCGCAGUUCAAGGGCUUGUGUGCUGGCCAUGGCGGUAGGAGAGUCUGCUCGCAUCCAGGCUGUGAGAAGAAGGUGGUAUCGAGGGGAAAGUGCGGAGAUCAU